AUAAACUCUAAACUAGUGCAGCCAGUUCAGCUAUAAAGAACAAACCUUCUUACUUCACUGCUAUAGGUUGUGGAGUGAGUUGACCGGUUAGAUAAAGGUUUGCACUGUUUGCAGUAUAUGCAGUUCAGUGAUUACUACACGUUGAUUACUACGCGACACGUUGCAUUCGUGUAUAUUCAGUUACCUGGAGAUAGAUUAAUCAAUCAAAAUGUCUGCAAGUGGGGUCAUAUUGACAAGUAUUUAUACAUCGGAAAAGCAUGGUGAUGAUGAGAUAGGAGAUGGAUCAGAAAGUAAGCCCUUUAAAACUAUUUUAAAAGCAGUGGCUCAUGUUGGUAGGGAAAACUUAAAGGAAGAACCCUUUCCAACUGUCUACCAAGAUUCUCGCGAAGAUGGCAAAAAGUAUGAUCCAGUAUCCAAGUCUCAGUUAAAGAAAGCACACAAGAUUUGGAUUAGAGAACAGAAGAAGAAUGAAGGAAAGGAAAAGAAAGAGGAGAAGCUGUUGGAGGAUGAAGAGAAAAGAUUGAAAAAUCUCGAAGAGGCUAAGACAAUUGUUCUAGAUGAAGACGAGUCUCUGGCGAAACCAAAACAGAUCAAAAUAAGAGAAGCUCCAGAUCAUAAAGAUGAAAGAGUUGCACUAUACGGAUGGGUGCAUAGAUUCAGACGGCAAGGCAAGGCUCUUAUAUUUAUCACUCUGCGAGAUGGGACGGGCUUCCUGCAGUGUGUAAUGACUGAUAAGCUGUGUCAAACGUAUGAUGCCUUGAUUCUUGCAACAGAAGCUUCCAUUCAGGUGUUUGGAACAUUGAAAACUGUCCCCAAAGGAAAGAGCGCACCUGGUGGACAAGAAUUAUCUGUUGAUUAUUGGAAACUCAUCGGACCAUCGCCCCCUGGUGGUGCUGAUUCGAUUUUAAAUGAAGAAGCUCAGCCUGACGUACAAUUGGACAACAGGCAUAUAAUGAUUCGAGGCGAGAAUACAUCAAAAAUUUUAGUAAUGAGAUCUAUAUUAACGCAAGCAUUCAGAGAUCAUUAUAAAGAUCGCAGUUAUUACGAGGUAACUCCGCCAACGUUGGUGCAAACUCAGGUGGAAGGCGGUUCAACUCUUUUCAAAUUAGACUAUUUUGGGGAAACCGCAUUUCUUACUCAGAGUUCUCAACUGUACCUUGAGACAUGUCUUCCAACAUUGGGGGAUGUAUUCUGCAUUGCUCAGUCAUAUCGGGCAGAGAAAUCAAAAACGCGUCGUCAUCUUGCCGAGUACUCGCACAUCGAGGCAGAAUGCGGAUUUAUCACAUUUGAUGACCUGCUCGAUCGACUAGAGGAUUUGAUUUGCGAUGUGGUCGAUCGAGUUUUACGAUCGCCGUUUGGCCACAUCGUCAAAGAAUUAAACCCCAACUUCCAAGUUCCCAAGAGACCCUUCAAACGAAUGAACUACAGCGAGGCGAUCGAAUAUUUAAAAGAGAACAAUAUCACGAAGGACGAUGGCAGUUUUUACGAAUUUGGAGAAGAUAUUCCAGAAAAGCCAGAAAGGGAGAUGACCGAUGCUAUUAACGAACCAAUAAUGCUCUGCCGUUUUCCUGCAGAAAUUAAAUCGUUUUACAUGCAACGUUGUCCGGAGGAUAAACGCCUAACCGAAUCCGUCGACGUACUUAUGCCGAACGUGGGUGAAAUCGUCGGUGGCUCGAUGCGUGUCUGGGAUUACGACGAGUUGUUGGAAGGCUACAAGCGUGAGAAUAUCGAUCCGAAGCCGUAUUACUGGUACACAGAUCAGCGGAAGUACGGCACUUGCCCUCACGGUGGUUACGGAUUAGGAUUAGAACGGUUUCUGUGCUGGCUGUUGAACAGAUAUCACAUACGUGAGGUAUGCUUGUAUCCACGCUAUUUGGAGCGUUGUCGCCCAUAAAAACAUUCCCCUGGGAUGCGCAUAAUUGACACGCCACUAGAGAUUUUACAUUAUUGUAGUAAAAUGUGCGUCGUAUUUAAUAAACACACUAUUUCAAUUGGCUUGCAAAAAGAUGUCCUUCGUGUUAUCGAUUAUUCUCUACUCUUGUUCCUCAAAGUGUAAUACUAUGCAUUAUUCUGUAAAAUGUAAAUUUAAAACUAUAUAUAACGUAUAAUAUACGAGUAUAUGUAUUGUCAAAAGCUUAUUAUCUCUGGUAUUUAUAAUUUGCACAUAUUUAUUGUAUGAUCAAGUAUACAAUACCAUCGACUCCGCUUACAACGAUCCAAACAAAGAUUCACAGAAAUGUUACAUAAUCAUACAUGUAUGUGCACAAUUUACAUAUUAAAUUCCUCAAAAACUG
Messenger RNA from Linepithema humile (Argentine ant), 2294 nucleotides. RefSeq names its product asparagine--tRNA ligase (gene AsnRS). NCBI's taxonomy places the organism in Eukaryota, Metazoa, Arthropoda, Insecta, Hymenoptera, Formicidae. Gene Ontology annotation, cellular component: cytoplasm. Gene Ontology annotation, molecular function: nucleic acid binding; asparagine-tRNA ligase activity; ATP binding. The record is from RefSeq and is a predicted model, not a curated record. Gene Ontology annotation, biological process: asparaginyl-tRNA aminoacylation.